CUGCUCGUUACAUUCCCCUUCGGUGCCCUCCUCCCGUCGUAGGCCCCCACCGUCGCACAGUGGUCCUACUCCAGAGCCGCCGAGGCUCUCCGUGCAGCUGCUUUGGCAUAGACCAACCACCUUUAGCUAGCAGCCUUGCGAAGAAAUACGGAACCCGUCCCAUGCUCUACCGCGAUGGCGCUCCGAAGGCCGCCGCCGGCGACUGUGGAUCCUCGCGUGCGCCAGCCGCCCCAGCUGCGGCGCGCAGUUUUGGGCCGCCGUUUGUCUUGCUCCCGCGUGGCGAGAGGGCCCGCCCUGUCGUGCUCGGGACAUCCGCUGGCCUCGCCCAGCGGUCCGUGAUCGCCAACGCGUCCUACGACAGCAGGGACGCUCUGCACCGUAGAUUUCCACAAUGCACCGACGUGCAUCCCGACUGGCUCAUGCAGGUGGACGCGACACAUGCAUGGGGAGUGGUGUGUUCGCGCACGCCUCUCAGUUCCACCGCCCGGACAUACGUCCCUGCAGGGGGAUUUGAUCGUACCAACCAGCAGCGGCACCGACAGCGACAGUGCAUUGACCGAGCACUGAAGCGCCAGCAGGCCAACGAGUCGGCCAGGGUGCAUGCGCUGGCUUUGCAAGGUGAGCUGGGCUUCGAUCCCGGGGCAGAAAGCGAGCGCCACAUCAGUAUGGUCAUGAAUGAGCAGGUGCCACCAGAAGAUCAUCCAUUUCCCUGCAGAGAUGGUUUCCUGCUUCCUCCGUCGACCGUUACAAGCAGCUGUGUACCGCAUACGCUGUACACGUACUUCUUUGAGGAAUCUCCCUGUGCUCGGCGCUGAGAGACCUUUUGAGGACCUUGGCGUGGCGGAGCCUUCGCGGUUUCGUGGCGGACUUCACAGCUUAAGUGAUGUAUCCAGGAUGAACAGUAAACGCUGUAGGACGUCAUAUAGCUGACUAGGGAGAAGGGGGUUGCGAAGUUCCCUGCAUGGACUCAGUGUACCGAGCCCUUCAUGCCAAUAUUUUUGUUUCUGUUGCUCCAAGGUUCCGCGAGUCACGGAAGGACUGGGAGAAAAAGGAGAGUUGGCGAGCAGCAGCGGAGAGGGGGAAUUCUGUGUACUCAUUUCGGUGCGAGCAGCGGGUCACGCACAUUUUUUUGGCUUGUCACGGGCAUCGUCGUGGGACGGUCCGCACCGUGGCUCGCCGUUUCUGUUCCAGGGUUAUGUUAUUGUGCAAUCAUUUGAUUUGUUCUGCUGCUGCGUC
Molecule: messenger RNA, 1236 nt
Organism: Prorocentrum cordatum
Lineage: Eukaryota; Dinophyceae; Prorocentrales; Prorocentraceae
Source: the annotation of a GenBank genome assembly